AAUUCAGCGAGCCGCAGACAGUGACUACGUUCUGAGCCACACUGGCGUAAAAGUAAAGAAAGGCGAUGCCAUUGCAAUCCCUAUUUACUCUAUGCAUCACGACCCCCAAUAUUUCAGCAAUCCAUCAGUCUUUGACCCGGAAAGGUUCAAUGACGAAAACGCCGCAUCCAUCAAGCCUUACACUUACCUCCCCUUCGGUGCUGGUCCGCGCAACUGCAUCGGCAUGCGCUUUGCUCUGCAGGCUGUAAAGCUCUCCGUGCUGCACACCAUUCGCAACGUUUGUUUGGUUCGCACUGCAAAAACAAAAGUUCCCCUGGAAUUUCACAGAAGCGCUUUCCUAACAGCGAAGGACAUCAUAGUAGGAAUAAGGAGACGAGAUGAUCAAGAUUCGCAAGUGUUUUAAAUAUUAAGCGAAUUUGAGACUGAUUUUCUGAAUGACUUAUAAAUGAAUUCCGUGAA
Molecule: messenger RNA, 459 nt
Organism: Rhipicephalus sanguineus (brown dog tick)
Lineage: Eukaryota; Metazoa; Arthropoda; Arachnida; Ixodida; Ixodidae
Product: cytochrome P450 9e2-like
Exons: 3
Molecular function (GO): monooxygenase activity; iron ion binding; heme binding
Source: RefSeq, a predicted model, not a curated record